AUGAGUCGGACCGUGACGCGGCACCGGGGGCCCGGCGCUUCCCGGUACCGCAGGGAUAUGGCGGCCAAUCGUGCCUUCGACUACCUUUACGAUCCACUGUACACGCUUUCAAGCGAGAGAGACCAUGCGCAAGCCACCGUCCAGUCCCAUCUGCUGAACGAUGAAAUGAAAAAGUUGCCAAUGUUUAAAGCCAUGUUCAGCAACCUGGUCCACUAUCCACCGUACACCAUGAGGCUGGAGGAGAAAAAUCCUGUUCCCCCCUUCAUCGACCGCAGGUGGAAGGGAAGAGCCCAGCAGCGCCUCGAGGCUCUUCAGAAGCUAGCCAUAUCUCAACCUUCCCUUCAGAUUCCCAGAAUGGAGUAUGAGGAUCCGGAAGUCACGGGAAGGAAUCGCUGGAAGUAUUUUGAAAGACCUUUCAUUCCGUUUCAUCAGCAGAUGCCACUGAACGUUGUUUAUGCAACGGGCAAGCCAGAGCCGUACACCCUUCACACGAUGCCUGGCGAAAGGCCCUCCUACCUCAACUCACAAACCGUUGGUACCCAGACCGAUUACCGGGACAACGAGGCACAGACGGAUCCCUACAGCCCGGAAUACGUGGUGUCUUCAGGAUCCAUCCCAGAGUUACUGACCCUGGCCACGCUCACCUGGGGUCGGGGCCUUCCGGCGACCCAGGCGGAGGUGGAGGUGAUCGAACGGGCGCGGGAGAAGCGGGCUUGGGAGGCGACUCUUCCACCGCUGAGCGACGCCGCGCACAUUGCCAAGAGGAGGAGGAUGAUGGAGGAUAUGGAGGCAAAAGAGUGGGCCUUUAGAGAGGAGGAAAUCGAAGAAUUGCAAGAAGUUAGACUAGGACUUCUCAAGGCUCUGUUGAAGAAGCGGGAAGAGAACCACAACGAAAUGGACGUCAGUCGCUUAGAUAGCCGUUGGUUCAACCUCACGCGGGAGAAAGAAGAGAAAGUGAGAAAGAUUCGCCAUGAACAUAUUAAAGCCAUCAGAAAAAUAAUAGCCAAGGGGAAGAACGUGGAGAAGAAACGGGAGAAGAGAGACAUGAUCAAGGACUACACGGACCACGAAUCGCAGACUUACGCACCCCUGUCUAGAAUCGGCUACUUUCCGGACAACCAUGCCAACCGUUUCAUAGUGAGGAAUCACUACCUCAACACCUAUGACGGGCUGCUGGAACUGGAAGGGUCUCUCCCUGAUGCUGUCACCGAGCCCCGGAUGGAAGCCCCGAAGCCCCGCUGCACUACCACCAAGGAUGGGUUCACGAAGCGGACCGCCAGGCUGGAGAUGGAACUGGCACAAGUCUACCAGAUCCUGCAAGCCAAGAAGAGACAUGUUCCGGAACCCAAGAAGCCGCUUCGCUUCCUCCAGAAGAUAUCCAAGAUGGUCGGCCGCCCUCCGACUCCGACCCUGGACGUCCCUUCCCUGAUAGAGGAAGAGAGAGAGCUUGCUGUGAUCACCCUGCAGAGGUUAAUCCGAGGCAGAGCUGUCCAGAACAUGAUGUUUGAAGGGAAGGAGAAGCGCCUGGAGCUGAUCCAGGAGCUGCGCACCACCCACGCCCUCCAGGAGGACAAGCAGCUCUUGAAGAAAGCCGAGAAGCAAGUGACGCUGGCCUUGCAGCGGCAGCGGGAUUUGCACGAGCACAAGCUGUCCACGAUGGAAAAGCAUUUGGCUCGGGUGGAAGGGAGGGCCAUCGCAAACCUGGUGGACUUCCUGUCCAAAGAGCUCAUCCGGCUCCAGGAAGAGCGGCGGAUCCACGCUUUCGCCAUGCUGGCCGAAAGGCAGCGCAGGAUGUGGGAAGCAGAGGAGAGCGGGCGUCGGCAAGUGGAAGAGAGGCGCCGGCGGGAGGAGGAUGAGAUCUUCAAACAGGUUGUUAACAUACACCAGAGGACGGUCGACUCCUACCUAGAAGAUGUGAUCUUGAACAGCAUGGAGAGGACAGCUGACGAACAAUCCAGAGAAGAGAUUCAGAAAGUGGCCAUGGAGAUCAAUGACGUCGCUUAUGAAAUGGAAAAACGCCAAACCCGCCUGCAGUCAGAGGAGAUAGUGGCCGAACUGGUUUACCGCUUUCUAAUCCCAGAAGUGCAGAAAAUGGCCAUCAAGGAGAAAGUGAGGCAGGCGCAAAGGAAACACAUCCACGCCGCCCAUCAGAUCAUCCACGGGAGUACGCCAACAGCCAUAAGGCCACUGCUUCCCAGAGAGGCAGCGAGCGAAGAGACUCUGGCCGAGGGGCCGAGCCCUCCCACCGCAGUCGGCCCUGGAGACAUUCCGGGGGUGCCCGACCACCCACCUGCCACCACAUCUGAGCUGCAAUCGCCACACCGAGGAGAACACUGCGCACACGACCAUUAA
This is a messenger RNA of Euleptes europaea (tarantolino), 2352 nucleotides long. It is a transcript of the gene CFAP91, whose product is annotated as cilia and flagella associated protein 91. The transcript has 17 exons. The coding region runs from base 1 to 2352 and encodes 783 amino acids. The record is from RefSeq and is a predicted model, not a curated record. Lineage: Eukaryota; Metazoa; Chordata; Lepidosauria; Squamata; Sphaerodactylidae.